Messenger RNA from Vigna radiata var. radiata (mung bean), 751 nucleotides. RefSeq names its product nucleolar protein 58. The transcript is spliced from 4 exons. NCBI's taxonomy places the organism in Eukaryota, Viridiplantae, Streptophyta, Magnoliopsida, Fabales, Fabaceae. Bases 177 to 635 code for a protein of 152 amino acids. The record is from RefSeq and is a predicted model, not a curated record.
UAUGAAACCCACCGACUGAAAAUACCACGUUAGCGUCAUGAUUGUCAUAAUAACCAAACAAAACACGCGUUAAUUUAUAUUUGCGGUUUUCUUUCUUCACACUAAUUGUGAGAUCGGGUUUUGAGUGACGCUGUGAGCAAUUUGGUUAUCACAUUUUGCCAGAAAAAAGAAUAAUCAUGGGAAGCGAUAGGAAAUCGAAACGAACUUCACCCUCCCAACGAGAAGAAGACGAUAAGAGAAGCAAGAGGCACAGAACGGUAGAGGAUGAGGAGAAGAAGGAACGGAAGAGGGAAAAGAAAGAGACAAGGGAAGACAAGAAAUCUCGCAAGCAUUCCAAAGAAAAAUCUGAUAAGGGGAAGUCGAAAGAUAAGCACCGAAACAAGCAUAGAAAAGGUGAUGCCCAUACGGAAUUCCUACAAUUGUCAAAGGAUGACUAUUUUGCAAAGAAUAAUGAGUUCGCUGCCUGGCUAAAGGAAGAGAAAAAUGUGUUUUUCUCUGAUCUGUUGUCCGAGUCAGCACGUGAGUUGUUUACUGAUUUUGUCAAAGCUUGGAAUAAAGGAAAACUUGAUUCACACUACUAUGAAGGCAUUGCAAGCGGACCCCGCACAUCCCAUAACUGGAAGAUCAAGAAGUAACUUUAGACGUAAGAUCAGUCGUUUGGAUCAAUCUAUGUGAAACUUUUAUUUAGCCUUCCAUUCUAACCACCAAACUUGAUACAGAAAAUACAAAUGUGUUUUUUUAUCUGUGUAAA